AGUGCCCGCCCCCGGACACCGGAGGCUGCUGUUGCGUUUCAAGCGAGCAUUUGCGGCCCCUCGGAAGUGUGGCGGAGCUGACCCUGGAAGUGAACGGGAGGGGAGGUGGCCGGGCGCGGGCGUCCUCUGGGCUGGGAGACUUCCCUCCAUGUGGGGUGUUCGGUAGAGCAAUCCGGCAUGGCUGAGGCGCAACAGAUCCGGGUGCAAGAGGCCAUCGACGGCAUGGUGCAGGGUCUAGAAAGAGAGACCAUCCGGAAGAUGCAGGGAAUCAUGUUCAAGUGCAGUGCCGUGUGUUGUGAGAACUCCAAAGCCUCCAUGCAGCAGGUCCAUCAGUGCAUCGAACGCUGUCACACUCCCCUGGCACAAGCACAAGCCAUUGUCACCCAGGAGCUGGAGAGAUUUCAGGAUCGCCUCUCUCGCUGCACAAUGUACUGCAACGACAAAGCUAAGGACUCUUUGGAUUCAGGGAGUAAAGAACAGCAGGUCAAGGCACAGCUGGAAAACUGUGUGACAAAGUGUGUGGAUGACCAUGUCCACCUCAUCCCCAGCAUGACCAAGAAAAUGAAGGAGACUUUGGCAGCUAUUGCUCAGUAGACUUGCUGGCGUUGCAGCAGGAGGGCAAAUGGUCACUCCAUUUUUUAAAAAAAAAACUUGGGAUGGGUGCAACAACUGGGGAUUUGGAAAUGAAGGUCAGGUGCAUCCAGGGUGACUCAGAGUUUGGAAGCCUGCUCGUUGUUUGGUAAGGAGGCUGCCUGGUGUGAGAAUGAGAACACAUUCAUAUGUUUGCAGUCCUCUUGGUCUCUGAUGUGUUUAUGCAGACUACUCAUGAUAGCAGUGUUUCCUGACUGCUGAGAGGGAGGGAAAACGCAUGGCAAAUAUGUGGCAGAGAUGGAACCUUCACAGGUGCUAAUGUGUGUCCUUGGUUAAGUGUUGCCCUCUUUCAGCACUGUCAGUGCAUCCUUUUCCGAGGCUGUUUUGCAGAUAUGUCUCUGACAUGCCCUGUGGAAGCACAUCGGCUCUGUCCCUGUUUUCCAUAGAAGGAGCUAGGAUGCUGCAGCUUCUCUUCCUAUGAUUAGUAGCAGACAUAGCAGUGCUGAAACCAUAUCACGCACUGAUGUGACUACAUCAGAGCUGAGGUCCAGUUUAUGCACAUGGCAGAAUCAGGUGUGGAGGUGUGGUUUCUGGACUCAACCGUUUGUAUGCUUUCAUGUUUAAAUGUUUCCUUAUGGGACACUCACUGCGUAUUGAAAGGUCAGGCGGAAUGCUAGGGUGAACCUUGGCAUGUGAGUUUUGCACAUGUAGGGUGUGGGUGUGUUUUCCAUGCAGAAUAUUCAGUGUGACACCCACACCCCCACUACCAUCUAGCUAAACUGAUAAAGUCCAGGAAAUCUUUGUCACUUGAAUGAUUAGAGGAAACAAUGAGUUUCCAAAACUUUGUGUUUGAAGUUUUGAUUUUGCUGGAAUGACUGUGUUCUGUCAUUGACACAUGAAUAUUGCCAUAUCCCUCUGGUAACACUGGAAAGUCAUCCUAAAGCCAAAAAUAAAAUCUUCUAUUUUUCAACUA
This is a messenger RNA of Heteronotia binoei (common prickly gecko), 1564 nucleotides long. It is a transcript of the gene TIMCC, whose product is annotated as family with sequence similarity 136 member A. Bases 178 to 594 code for a protein of 138 amino acids. Gene Ontology annotation, cellular component: cytoplasm. NCBI's taxonomy places the organism in Eukaryota, Metazoa, Chordata, Lepidosauria, Squamata, Gekkonidae. The transcript has 3 exons. The record is from RefSeq and is a predicted model, not a curated record.